GAUUCCAUUGGUCAAGUGGUAACUCACCACCAACUCAGGGAACCGGGCCAUGCAAAACGAACUGGCCCAAUUUGUGGCUGGAACAGCCCUCUUACUAUACCGGUUUAUUAUGUGUCAUCACUAUCAAACCGACCGCCAAUUCAAACGGGAGGAUUUCGCCGGCGCCUUAGUCAAGACAGGAAAGUGGAGCUCUUCACGACCAGUAGACGGUAUCUCUGAAGUGAUUUUCGUGGCACUGAAACUUGUCUAACUUUACAUUCCAAUCCGCGUGCGGCUCAGCAUCCAUCUCAUUUCUCAGCUGUAGCUAACGUUAGCUGGCUAAUAUGCCAGUUGCUAGUAAACCAAACAGAGUUCGCAGAUAAUAAGUCAAACGUUUUGGACUAAACAGGCAUAACAGUGAAAUAAGAAAGUUACAUUGCAAAGUCUACAACAUUUGACUGUUUUGCCUGUAGUUACUACUUUAGCAAUCCUUAACAAAUGUGGGGUUAUAACGCACAUGACAUGGUGGCGAAAAUAGACGGCUAGCAAAGCUACCACACGUCACCUUAAAUUUCGAUAUUGUAAAAUAUCGUCAUUGAUCGUAGUAGUUUGACAUUAUUGGUUCCAUCCGUAUGAUGCACCAGCAAGGGACUUUUGUGUCACCCUUACUCAGCGGGGUCUUUUGUCAAUGCCGAACAGAGGAUGCUUCUGCCCCGGGUGGAGGGGUCGGGGGUGCUGGGGGCGCAUCCUCAUCAUCUUUCACAUCCUCACCUCUAACUCGGGAGCGUCCGUUGUCAGUAGAAUUCACAGGUUCCUGUGAUGACUCCUGUGAGCCAUCAUACCCAUGCGAACUUUGUGGUGGACCCGAGCAGGACCAUAGACUAAAAGUGCUGUUUCAAGUCCUGGACGUGAAUGGUGAUGGGGGCAUCUGCGUCAACGACCUGUCCAUUGGGCUCAAGAAACUGGGGGUUCAUCGCACUGAGCUCGAGCUUAUGAAAAUAGUGAAAGCGGGAGACAAGGACCUGGAUGGCCAGCUGGAUUUUGAGGAGUUUGUCCACUACCUGAGAGAUCACGAGAAGAAACUUCGGCUGGUCUUCAAGAGCCUGGACAAGAAGAACGAUGGUCACAUUGACUCGCAAGAAAUCAUGCAGUCCCUUCGAGACCUGGGGGUUAACAUCUCUGAGCAGCAGGCUGAGAAGAUCCUCAAAAGAAUAAGGAAGGGCCUUGUCUGGGCCCCUAUCAUGUACAUGGACAAGAACGGCACGAUGACCAUCGACUGGAACGAGUGGAGAGACUACCACCUGCUGCACCCUGCUGAUAACAUUCCUGAGAUCAUCCUGUACUGGAAACACUCUACGAUCUUCGAUGUUGGGGAGAGUCUGAUGGUCCCAGAUGAGUUCACCGCCGAGGAGAAGAAGACUGGGAUGUGGUGGCGACACCUAGUGGCUGGAGGGGCAGCUGGCGCCGUGUCUCGAACCUGCACAGCACCUCUGGACCGGCUCAAAGUGCUCAUGCAGGUUCACGCCACCCGUACCAACAGCAUGUGCAUCGCCGGCGGCUUCACCCACAUGAUCCGUGAGGGCGGCAUGAGGUCGCUGUGGCGAGGCAAUGGCAUGAACGUCAUCAAGAUUGCCCCCGAGUCGGCCAUCAAGUUCAUGGCUUACGAGCAGAUCAAACGGUUGAUAGGCAGCAACCAGGAGACCCUGGGCAUCCUGGAGAGGUUUGUGGCUGGAUCCCUGGCUGGAGCCAUCGCUCAGAGCAGCAUCUACCCCAUGGAGGUGUUAAAGACCCGCCUAGCCCUGAGGAAGACGGGACAGUUCUCUGGCAUCGCUGACUGUGCCAAACACAUCUUCCGGAAGGAGGGCAUGGCCGCCUUCUACAAGGGCUACAUUCCCAACUUGAUAGGCAUCAUCCCCUACGCUGGCAUUGACCUGGCCGUCUACGAGACUCUGAAGAACUCGUGGCUGCAGCGCUAUGCCACAGACAGUGCAGACCCCGGGGUGUUUGUCCUUUUAGCCUGCGGUACCACUUCCAGCACCUGUGGCCAGCUGGCUAGCUACCCCCUGGCCCUGGUCAGGACCCGCAUGCAGGCACAAGCCACCAUCGAGGGCGGUCCCCAGAUGACCAUGUCAGGGCUGUUUAAACACAUCGUGAAGACUGAGGGUGUGUUUGGACUCUACCGGGGCCUGGCCCCGAACUUCAUGAAGGUCAUUCCAGCAGUCAGCAUCAGCUACGUGGUCUACGAGAACCUCAAGAUAAGCUUGGGGGUCGUGUCUCGGUGAGGACCAGGAGGAAAGGGAGAGAGCACCUCCCCUAAAAACCAAAGGGUUAUUUUUUUGCUUUUCUUUUUGGAGAGAAAAAAAGGAGAGCGAAGAGUAGGAGACUGAGUGAGAAGAGUUGCCAAGCAACGGAGCAGGUGACUUGGAAAGAAGGGGUUGUUGGAAACGUCUCAUUCUGUGAAUGUUAUGAGGACAGGUGGGUCGAGGUGGAAGGAAGGGGGAGAUAUAUACUACAACACAAACAACUAAAACGGGAUUCUCCAACCCUGUUCCUGGAGAGCUACUGUCCUGCAAAAACUCCAGGAGGGUAGCUCCAACCCCCCUACCAGGAACAGGGUUGGAGAACUUUGGACUAAAUGAAGUGAUGGACGGAUGUGGACAGACACUGUGACUUGGAGGGAGGUAUGGGGAUCCUCUCUCAUAGAUGUAACCUUUAAUCAUCAUUAUUUAAUGUGUUAUUUUGUUAUCAGUCCAGAGGCACUUCACCAUGAGUCCACUGUUGGCUUUUUUUAAAUCAAACACGAAGACGCAGGUUAACUAAAAAGCAAUCUCUUCACUGGAACACCAACAAUCUCCAACCAGCUUGAAGUUUGCUAAUAAUAAUGUAUUUAGGGACCAAGAAGCCGCUUUUGUUCGUGACUGUUGCAUUAUGGUGGACCUGGGGACUGACCAGGUUGACCAAAUCAACUGGGGGAGCACAUAUCAAGUAAAUGGCUUGUGAAAGACAACCAAAGCCUAAUUCCCGACAAAGGGCUUUUCUGAUUGUCAUCUAAAAUGUUCUUAUGUAUUAUCUGUCCCCCUUUAACGCAGCACUCCCCAAUUCGGCAACUAUUAGGGCACUAGCUGUGGCAAAUUUGUCUCGAGGGAGAAAAACCUCAACUCAGAAUUUUGGUUUAACUGAUUAAUUCCUGUAUUGUUUUGCCCCAUUCAAAGAAAUCCAAACUGUGGUUUUCCUUUUUCUCAUUGUUUGACUUGAUAAGAAUGUUAAACUGAUUUGAACUGAAAAGGUGAUGCAGGUUGAAUACCCAUAGUGUCUUAUUGUCCACUUAAAACAGCUGGUAAGAAGAUGUGUGUGUCUUGAUGCUAAUUUAUUUUUGUAUUGUAACCAGAUAUUUAUUUAAAUGUGGUCCGUACAGACAGCACUCAAAUAUUAGAUGCUGCUAGCAUAUAAGUUUAGUUACAAUACUAUAACAACAUAUUCAGCAACUGUUUAUAUAUUGUAUUUAGCAAUUAUGAUGCAACACACAAUGAUUAGCCUACCUAUUGAUCAAGGUUUGAGGUGUUAUGUUGUCACUACCUGUUUAACAUUUCAGACUGGAAGUCCUGAUUUGACAUUUGUUCCUCUGGGACCUUCUCUGCACCUGAAGUCUACAGUCUGUAAAUGCGUGAAUUUCCAGGGUGCAGGAUAUUCUAUGUCCCUUUUCAAUAAGUCUGUGAGGGCGUGGUGGCGUAGUGCGGCCUUCGUCAAAGUGCAAGGCACUGGCAGACACAGCAUCAGCAAGCGUGGGAGUGCUCUGUCUCCAGGGCCGUAUAAUGGAGAAAAAUAUCUGCAAUGGGACAGGGCCAUGGUCUGUGUGAAUGAGGACCUGUGUGCAUGAGGUCUCUCGUUUUGCACCAUUACAUUUAAACUACAAUGUGCAAACACUUCCACCACCAAGCUUCAUCUCACUGCACUUAAACAAGAAACACUUAAUAAUGCACUUUAAGGUCAUUUUCUUUAACUUGAACCAGACUUGAAUCUCUUUUUUGUUUUACUGAAAUCAAAUGAGGGAUUGCUAGCAUUGCAUUGUGAUGUUUUAUUUAUUUUAUCAUACAUUUGACUGAAAUGAUUCAUAUUAAAGGCCCAGUGCAGUCAAAAACAAGAUUUUCUUGUGUUUUAUAUGUAUAUUUCCACACUGACGUUGGAAUAAAUCUGUGAAAUUGUGAAAAUUAUAAUGCCCUGUUAGUAUAAGAGCUGUUUGAAAAGACUGCCUGAAUUUUCAGCUUGUUUUGGUGGGAUGGAGUUUGGCCUUCCAUGGUGACGUCACCAUGCUGUAAAUUAGUUAAUAGACCAAUAAAGAGUUCCAAACCUCUCCGCCCAUAACAGCACAUUUUCUGUUUUCCCCUUCUAACUCAGACCAUUCCCAGACAGUCCUAGUGAAAUUCUUGCUUGAGAAAUUGCUCUUUGAGAAGAAGCUAUUUUUGUUUAUUUUUGAUCAUUUUAAUUGAAAACAAUCCCAGUAAGGUACUUUAUUGUUACCCAGAAAUGAUUUGAUAUUGAGAUAAAAAUGGCUGCAUUGGACCUUUUAAGUGUUAUAUGGAUCGUGAAUCGAGGCUGAUAUGUUAUUUGUUGUAAGGCUUAAUGUCUCAAAAGCUGUUUGUCCUGUAUGUUGAAGGCCUUAUUUUACCUGAGAUCCAUGAAUUGACUUUUUGAUUCAUGGACUCAGUUUCCAGAGGAUGGAGAGAGAAAUUGGUCUAAGUCAUUUAUUUUGUUCCAUCCUCAGGGAGAAUUUAGUAGUUUGGGGCUUUCAGUGUUCUGAAAAACACAUUUUCUCAUAAUUCCCCCUGUCAAUGUUUCCCAGUGUUCGCUAGGCAGUGUCAGUUUCCCUAGUCUUCACUGUCCUCGCACUGCAUGUAUAUAUAAAGGGUAAAUUAUAUGCAUAAA
This is a messenger RNA of Oncorhynchus kisutch (coho salmon), 4902 nucleotides long. RefSeq names its product solute carrier family 25 member 25b (gene slc25a25b). The coding region runs from base 612 to 2261 and encodes 549 amino acids. Gene Ontology annotation, cellular component: mitochondrial inner membrane. Gene Ontology annotation, molecular function: calcium ion binding. The transcript has 10 exons. The record is from RefSeq and is a predicted model, not a curated record. Lineage: Eukaryota; Metazoa; Chordata; Actinopteri; Salmoniformes; Salmonidae. Gene Ontology annotation, biological process: transmembrane transport.